UGUUCGAGGUAGCAGUGAUAAAUGCAUCUGAAACUAGAAAAGAAACACUAACCCUCGUAAGUCAUAAUGCACCUGUACUUAACAAAAUAGAGAAAAUCUCUUGUUGUUCUGACUCAUACAUAUAUGCACAAAGGAGAGUGAGUUGGAGAUUGAAAGAGAGUAAGAGUAACAACAACUUCAUAUACAUAUCUUACCUUUGAGAUCCGUUAUGGUUGAUGAUCGUAUUAGUGCAUUGCCGGAUGAAAUCAUUUGUCACAUACUCUCAUUUCUCCCAACAGAAGAUGUUUUUACAACUAAACUUCUUUCAAAAAGGUGGAGACCUUUAUGGCUUUUACUUUCCAAUCUCGACUUUGAUGAUCGUCGAUGCAGCCGUGAACUUUAUUCACAGUUUAUAAACAUGGUUUUUAUAUCUAUAUAUGCACGAAGUGCGCACAAGCCUAUCAAAAGGUUCCUCCUCAGAUGUGAUGGUAAUUCUAUCUGUGAGCCAAAAGAAUCUGAUAUAGUCACGUGGUUAACUGCCGCUGCAGAACGUGGGAUGGAACACCUCGAUGUUCAUAUUUCUAGUAACCAGAAUUUUAACUGCGUUUUUAGCUUCAAAAACCUAGUUGUUCUCAAGUUGAGAGCGAUACAUAUUACUACUAUUCUACCUGUUGACCUUCCCUUGCUUAGAACUUUACAUCUGAAUGGAGUUUAUUUCCUUGAACAUUGGUUUCUAUUGGAAAUUCUUAAUGGCUGUCCAAUUCUGGAGGAUUUUGAAGCGAAAAAUAUAUUUGUCCGAAACUCGGCAAAUGAGUAUGAGGCAGAGUUUAAACGGUUAACUAAGUUGGUCAAGGCAGACAUUUCUAAUUUGUCUGUUUACAAUGUUCCUUUGGAAGGCUUUUCUAAUGUUGAAUUUCUUCGGUUAGAAGAGAUCUAUGGUUGUGUUCCAGAGUUUUCAAAUUUGACUCAUUUGGAAUUUGUUAGCAGGAGAAACGUUAAUUGGUGUUUGUUAUACGAUGUGUUGGAGAAAUGUCCUAAGCUUCAAAAUCUUGUGCUUGAAAUGCCUCAACUUGUAACAUCAGUUUCUACUCUUUGCUGGUACCCAAAUAUCUUUCCCAAAUGCCUUUUAUCACAGUUGAAAGAGUGCACUAUUGCAAAUUAUAGAGGACAUCAAUACGAGUUGAAGUUUGUACAACAUAUUAUGUUGAAUUCAAAAUCUUUACGGAGGAUAACUAUAUGCAGUCCGCCGUCCAUGAAUCCUCGGGAGAUGCUUGAAAUGCAAAAGGAAUUGUCGUUCUUCCCAAUGAGGUCUGCAACAUGCGAAGUUAAUUUUAAAUUUGUUUGAGUAGCUGCAAGUUCUUCCUAGAUGAUUGCAUUUUUUAUUUGUUUCUACGUUUUCAUAAUGUGUCCCAUUUCUGACUGUUUUGUGGUGAUUUUUCCUUUGUUAUAGGCAUGUUGAUAUUCUAGAAAAAUUAUGCUUAGCUAUCCACAGCUAGAAGAUAGCUAGUGUCUUCUUUGAUA
Vicia villosa (hairy vetch) is the source of this 1500-nucleotide messenger RNA. RefSeq names its product F-box/FBD/LRR-repeat protein At5g56420-like. Gene Ontology annotation, molecular function: protein binding. The coding region runs from base 209 to 1324 and encodes 371 amino acids. The transcript is spliced from 3 exons. The record is from RefSeq and is a predicted model, not a curated record. NCBI's taxonomy places the organism in Eukaryota, Viridiplantae, Streptophyta, Magnoliopsida, Fabales, Fabaceae.